AGAGUGGGUGUUCAUUUUCAAUGCGGAGUCGGCUGUAGAGCAUCUUGUUGUGGGACGAUAUUUGUGACGUUUUUAGGUACUUCUAAAGCUCCAGGGUAAGCCAUGCCGUCUGUUCCUUCAUCCAAAGAAACUGUUGUCAAAAACCCUGUGUGCCCGCACACUGCCAAGCUGCACAACCACGGCAACGGAGACACCAAGAUCCAGGAGGGCUCGUUUCCAAUCAAUGGAGUUGAAAAGCUGACCGUGGUAGAGAGCCAGGAAGGCUUGAACAGAACCAAUCAGAUCAGCACAAAGAGCACAAGUCCUGAUAGGAAAUGGAUCCGACCAGACCAUCCCAGCCGCUGCACAUGGAGCUUGGAAGCCUCCAAGACCGACUCCCCUCAUGCACAAAUUCCCAGGGAGGCCACUCCUAUCAUCCUUCCAAACAUCCUGCACAGGAUCGGGGAUACUCCCCUGGUACGAAUCAACAAGAUCCCCAAAGCGUUUGGACUCAAAUGUGAAAUAUUGGCCAAGUGUGAGUUCUUCAAUGCUGGAGGAAGCGUUAAGGACCGGAUCAGCCUUCGCAUGGUAGAGGACGCUGAGAGAGCUGGGAUUCUCAAGCCUGGAGACACGAUUAUAGAGCCCACCUCUGGAAACACCGGUAUCGGACUGGCUCUGGCUGCAGCUGUAAAAGGCUACCGUUGCAUCAUCGUCAUGCCUGAGAAAAUGAGCAUGGAAAAGGUGGACGUCCUGAGAGCUCUCGGCGCUGAGAUCGUCCGUACACCCACCAGCGCUCGUUUCGAUUCGCCCGAGUCUCAUGUGGGUGUGGCCUGGCGCCUCAAGAACGAGAUCCCCAACUCGCACAUCCUGGACCAGUACCGCAACCCAAGCAACCCCCUGGCUCACUACGACACCACGGCCGAGGAGAUCCUGGAGCAAUGCGACGGUAAAGUGGACAUGCUAGUGGCUGGUGCUGGUACAGGCGGGACGAUCACAGGCAUCGCUCGCAAACUGAAGGAAAGGUGCCCAAACAUCAAAAUUGUUGGCGUUGACCCGGAAGGCUCCAUCCUUGCUGAGCCUGAGGAGCUCAACAAGACCGAUAAGACCCAGUAUGAAGUGGAGGGAAUCGGCUACGACUUCAUUCCCACUGUUCUUGACAGAUCUAUUGUUGACACGUGGUACAAAUCCAAAGACGAGGAGUCCUUCAACAUGUCUCGCAUGUUGAUCCGAGACGAAGGCCUGCUGUGCGGAGGCAGCUCCGGGACGGCAAUGGCUGCAGCUGUGAACGUCGCCAAAGAGCUGAAGGAGGGUCAGCGCUGUGUGGUCAUCCUGCCAGACUCCAUCCGCAACUACAUGUCUAAGUUCUUGAAUGACAAGUGGAUGGUUCAGAAGGGCUUCCUGAGGGAGGAGGACCUGAUGGUGAAGAAGCCAUGGUGGUGGAACUUGAAGCUGCAGAGCUUGAACCUAUCGGCUCCUCUCACCGUCCAGCCUACAGUCAGCUGUCAGCAGACCAUCAAAAUCCUCAAGGAGAAGGGCUUCGACCAGGCGCCUGUAGUGGAUGAUACAGGGGUCAUACUGGGAAUGGUGACAUUGGGAAACAUUUUGUCAUCAAUUCUUGCAGGGAAGAUCAAAGUGUCGGAUCCUGUCAGUAAAGUCCUCUACAAGCAGUUCAGACAGAUUCGCCUAACUGGCAGUUUGGGGAAGCUGUCCCGCAUUCUGGAGACCGACCACUUCGCGCUGGUUGUACACGAACAGAUUCAGUACCUGACAGAUGGCUCCACCGUCCUGAAGCAGAUGGUCUUCGGCGUGGUGACGGCCGUCGACCUGCUCAACUUCGUCACGGGCAUCGAGAAGAGAGAGCGCUCCAUGUCGGAGUCCACUGACGAGCUGUGAUCAGUUCAAACAAAACCAUGGAAAAUUUUAGCUGACGCGUCUUAAAGAUUUUUUAUUUUGGUAUUAGGGGUAUUUGUUUUCAAUUCUGUUUAAUUCUUUACUGCUUGAAAUUAGAGUCCUAAAGCAAACCUUUAGAUUUCAAGUUGUAGGUUAGCAGAUUUUUACUAUACUAUGUACUUCUAGAGUUGAAUCUGUUUGUAAGUUUGGGGGGAGUGGUGGCGCAGAGGUUAGAGAG
Molecule: messenger RNA, 2107 nt
Organism: Nematolebias whitei (Rio pearlfish)
Lineage: Eukaryota; Metazoa; Chordata; Actinopteri; Cyprinodontiformes; Rivulidae
Product: cystathionine beta-synthase
Exons: 15
Coding region: 103-1872 (589 amino acids)
Cellular component (GO): cytoplasm
Molecular function (GO): cystathionine beta-synthase activity; cysteine synthase activity
Source: RefSeq, a predicted model, not a curated record